Molecule: messenger RNA, 617 nt
Organism: Antechinus flavipes (yellow-footed antechinus)
Lineage: Eukaryota; Metazoa; Chordata; Mammalia; Dasyuromorphia; Dasyuridae
Product: cytochrome c, somatic
Exons: 3
Coding region: 108-425 (105 amino acids)
Biological process (GO): mitochondrial electron transport, ubiquinol to cytochrome c; mitochondrial electron transport, cytochrome c to oxygen
Cellular component (GO): mitochondrial intermembrane space
Molecular function (GO): heme binding; electron transfer activity
Source: RefSeq, a predicted model, not a curated record
ACAUAGUAGCGGGUACGGCGUGUCCUUGGGCAGAGGAAACGCGGGUCUGACCGGCGGUAGAGAGAAAGGAGCGAACGCGUAUUUUUGCGGAUCGAGCCGAUUUUGCCAUGGGGGACGUGGAGAAGGGCAAGAAGAUCUUCGUGCAGAAGUGUGCCCAGUGCCACACGGUGGAGAAGGGGGGCAAGCACAAGACUGGUCCCAACCUGCAUGGGCUCUUCGGGCGCAAGACGGGCCAGGCCGCGGGCUUCACCUACACAGACGCCAACAAGAACAAAGGCAUCACCUGGGGAGACGAUACCUUGAUGGAGUACCUGGAGAAUCCCAAGAAGUACAUCCCGGGCACAAAGAUGAUCUUCGCCGGCAUCAAGAAGAAGGGAGAAAGGGAAGACUUGAUAGCCUACCUCAAGAAGGCCACCAAUGAGUAAUAGUUGUCUGCUGCCUUAUUUAUUACCAGAAGGAGAUGUCGCCCGAUAUUUCUUUUCUUUUUUUACAUGCACCGUAACAACCCUAUUUAAAUUGGUUUCAUCUACUGGAGAAUUUUGAUCAUGAAUGGUUGUUUUAAAAUUUUGUUCAGUCCUAAUAAAGGAGUGGUCAUAAUUACAGCCACAACCAACCUA